Messenger RNA from Arachis duranensis, 1257 nucleotides. RefSeq lists its product as uncharacterized. Gene Ontology annotation, cellular component: nucleus; mRNA cleavage and polyadenylation specificity factor complex. NCBI's taxonomy places the organism in Eukaryota, Viridiplantae, Streptophyta, Magnoliopsida, Fabales, Fabaceae. Gene Ontology annotation, molecular function: RNA polymerase II CTD heptapeptide repeat phosphatase activity. Gene Ontology annotation, biological process: termination of RNA polymerase II transcription. The record is from RefSeq and is a predicted model, not a curated record. The transcript has 5 exons. Bases 427 to 1008 code for a protein of 193 amino acids.
UUUCUUUCUUUCAGUCAGAGAAAUCACACAAACGCAACCACAAAACCCUAGCACUGUAAGCCUACACCACCGCCACAAGGAGUGGCAUACUGCCGCCGUCCGUGGCACUCAAAGUUCGCCAUCCGUCAUCUAGCUUCCCGCGUGCUCCAAGUCUUCAACCGCUGUUCGCUGUCACCGAUCGCGGUUGCUUCCUCGAGCUCGGCGUCCGUUGUCUUUGUCUGCUCAGCCGCGCUUCCGUCGCCGUUUGUUUGCCGUUCACGGCAGCGUCUUCGUCCGCGUUCGCUCGGCGUUCACCGUUCGCGUUCACUCGCUGUUCACCGUUCGAGUUCGCGUUCAUCUGGAAGCCACGUUGCUCUGCUUCAAACUCUGCGACCAACCCGCGCCUCCACUCAGCCGUCGAACUGCUCUCUGUUGUCCCCGCCAAUAAUGAGAUAUCGGUACGCCAUGGUGUGUUCAUCGAACCAGAAUAGGAGCAUGGAAGCGCACUUCCUCCUAAAGAGGCAGGGCUUCGACGUCUCUUCUUACGGCACAGGUGCGCACGUUAAGCUUCCUGGUCCCUCCCUCAGAGAACCCAACGUCUACGAUUUCGGUACCCCUUACAAGCAAAUGUUCGAUGACCUUCGCAGAAAAGACCCUGAACUCUACAGACGAAAUGGAAUAUUGCCGAUGCUUAAAAGAAACUCAACAGUCAAAACAGCACCUCAACGAUGGCAAGACAAUGCUGCUGAUGGCUCCUUUGAUGUGGUAUUUACAUUUGAGGAAAAAGUUUUUGAUAUGGUUAUUGAAGAUCUUCACAAUAGAAAUCACAUUCACAUGAAAAGUGUGCUGGUAAUCAACUUGGAGGUGAAAGAUAACCAUGAGGAAGCAGCCAUAGGAGCAAGGCUUACUUUAGAUCUAUGUCAAGAGAUUGAAGCUACUGAUUCAUGGGAAGAGACCAUUGAUGACAUUGUUGGUGGUUUUGAAAAACAACACCGGCGGAAGUUGUUGUAUGGCAUCUCCUUCUACUAAUAGAGUAUCCAAAAUGUUGAGCAGUAUUUUCAAUUUUGUAUGGAUUAGUCUUCCAUAACUUAGAGCCACUUAAUGUAAAAUUUGAUGUAGAUUUCAUUUUUAAUGAAAUUCAAUGUAUCCUAUAUGGUUUAGAUGUGUCAUGAUGGUAUUCAUUAGGAAUCAAGUUUCAAGGGGUGGCUAGUCGCUGACUUUGGUCUAAAGACAACAAUUUCCUGUGAGAAAAGUAUUUGGAAAUGCAUUUAUAGUUGG